AUGCGGCCUUUGAGAGGUAUCAAGGUCGGUGAUCGCGAGUAUGCUCGUCGGCGUUUCGGUACAGUCAUGAGUUUCAUUGCCGAUCUCAUCGUCGACGUGAGGGAGAUGCGCAAGGUGGAGGACCUGCUGGAAUCGACCGACAGAUCCGUCAUGGCAUUCAAAGACAGCCACUUGAGAGCCGUGGGAAGUGUUUCCACGACCGCAGCCAUCGUCGCCCAGCUGUCUUCCACCACUCUCCAGAUGCCAGGACUGAGCCAUGUCCACUGGACGGCUCCCGGUUGUAUCAUCGCCAGUCUUCUUUUUGGUGUGCUCACCGUCAUCCUCGGCACGGUCCAGCAGCAGAUCUUCGGCACGCUUAACAACCCGGAAGGUGUGCGCAUGUGGCUCAGCAACGGCCGCUUCUAUCCUCCGCACCGCUUCUGCCGCCCGCGGUACGACGAGUUGGUGGGAGAAACCGACGACAGCUUCUGCUACCACGGCAACAACCUAGCCUCGACAGCUCAAUUCCGUGGGACCGCUCCGCAGGGCAAGAGGCGGCUGCAGGUAUCCAUUGCCGCUCUGCAGCUGAUGUCCAUGCCGCACAAGUUCCUGACUGCCGCCGUCGCCUUCUUCCUCGCAGGAUUCGCGCUGUAUUUGGGCUUCGCUUUCCGCCAGGAUCUGGACGAUACUCCCGCACGGGACAACAACGAGGCCGUCUUCAUCUCGUUCGUCGCCGUCGCUACGGCUUCCCUCGUUUCAGGCUUGGGCGUUGGCGUGUGGAAGGUGUGGGAAGUCCGGGGCGCCGAGGAGAGGUCUGACAGAGACUCGUACGGCGACGAGUCGGAGUCCUUCACCGACAGCAGCGAGGAGAGCGGCUACGAAGCGGACGAGUCUCAGGUUCUGACCAGCCCGCAGGUGCAGCGACCACGGGCCAAGAAGCCGCGCAGGGGCAGGCAUGAUGAAAUCGCCGAGGUGCUGGAGGAGGCUGCCCGGCUGCAUAAGCGCUUGGCGCGGUUGAUGCGGGAGGAGACUGAUGGUGAUUGA
Messenger RNA from Lasiodiplodia theobromae, 1023 nucleotides. RefSeq names its product Aspartate racemase protein. The transcript has 2 exons. NCBI's taxonomy places the organism in Eukaryota, Fungi, Ascomycota, Dothideomycetes, Botryosphaeriales, Botryosphaeriaceae. The coding region runs from base 1 to 1023 and encodes 340 amino acids. The record is from RefSeq and is a predicted model, not a curated record.